This is a messenger RNA of Diaporthe batatas, 3578 nucleotides long. RefSeq lists its product as uncharacterized. Lineage: Eukaryota; Fungi; Ascomycota; Sordariomycetes; Diaporthales; Diaporthaceae. The transcript is spliced from 3 exons. The record is from RefSeq and is a predicted model, not a curated record. The coding region runs from base 478 to 1767 and encodes 429 amino acids.
CUGCUGCACCUUGCACCUUGCACCUGCCGCCUUGAUCCCUAAGGCGAACCCUCGUUUCUCCAUCCCCAUCCUCCCGUAAUCCUUUUUUCCAACCCUCACCCUCACCUUCUUCGCAUCGCCCUCGCGACCAAGGAAGACGAGGUCCAUCACGCCGCUCAUUCCCUGCCCCUCCUACCCACUCCCAGCCCCGCGCUGCUCGUUCAUCAUCUGACAGUGACCUGCCCGCCUCACCCUUUCUCCCGUCGCUGUGAGGGUCGUGCUGUUCUUGUUGGCACCUUGUUCUUUAUCGUGGCGCGUUUCGACGCUGGUUCGCCCUGAUUUUCUGCAACCCCUUCCCUUUUCUGCCCUCAGCCCAGCCCCUUGACCUCUUACUCUCUCUCUCGCCCGGGCAGCCUUACCUCAGCCUUGGACCUCGGAGCCGAACAAAAAAACAUCGACGUCGACAUUUACCAGUCAUCCGCCAUCGCACCAGUCACCAUGGGUUUGCCUCUGUAUCGCGCGCCUGUCGACUCCGACCUCAAGUCCAAGAUUCCCAAAGACCCUCCCACCCGCGCUCGUUCCACCAUCCGUCGCAACCGUCGAAGUCCCAACGACCCCAGCUCUCGUUCCGCCUCCACUAGCGCCCACUACUACAGUCGUCGCACUGGCCCUGGCCCCCGCGCCCGCAUCAUCUCGCCACCUUCGGCCGACUCACCCUGGACGCCAUGGGACAAUGUCGAGCCUGCAGCGGCGGCAGCUGACCUGCACGCAGCUUCGCGGUCUGCCACUCGCAGGCCUGGCGUGUCCGACCCCUUGUACCUGGUGCGCGACAGCACCACCCAGGAUCCUUCUGGUCGCCGGGAGCCAGUCUUGCGCGAGCUCAUCACCCGCAACGGGCCCAUGAGCCAGGAGGUCGUUCGCUACUUUGGCCAGCACAUGGCCAGGCUGUACGCCGACACGAGCUCCAGGACUGGUCAGGACUGGGAUGACGCCGCCCCCACUCCCGGCGAUGCGGAAAGCGCCUCGGUCUCCCCCGACGAGGAGCGCCAGAUCCUGGAGGCUGUAGACGAGUUCAACCAACGGCCCACCAGCCUGGCGCGUGAGCCUACGACAAGGCCGAGAGGCGACAGGGAUGUCAGGGCUCGUGCUGACUUUCUGCACCGCCAGAACGAGCGGCUCAUCGUCAUGAGACGCACACUCCGGGCCCAGGAGCUGUCGGCCAUGCGCGAGGGGCGGGAAGCCCGCGCGAGGCGGUCAACCCCUGGCGAUGCCACGCUCGAGGCCCGUUUCGAUGGGCUGGGCGACCGUAACAGGAGCCUCAGCCCGGAGGGCGACGGGGUCUGGGACACGCUGCUCAGCUCCAUCACCCCCGACCCUCAGCCGCCUAGCGUGGGGACCUCGUUUGCGUCCGCGUCGGCGGCGACUUCGCAGCCAAGCACCGCGUCUGGUGCCAACAGCGCCAAUUCCUCGCGUACGUCCCUUGAUGAUGGGGCCGACGGGUCCUAUUCGGCCGAGCUGAUUGGGUUCACCGAGGCAUGCGAGUCUGGCGGCGACAACUCAGACACGGAGGGAGACGAGGACGAGGAGGCGCGGGAGAACAUCCUGAGACGCUUCGGACGGUCCCACGGGGACAUGGCCGAGCGAGACGACGAGGACAUUGAGGUUUUUGGGGGCGUCGAGUCCAUGCAGCGUAUUGUACGGAACCUUGCCAGGCGCGAGGACAUCCCCGACGAGUGGUGGGCCGAGGCGGGGCUCAGUCGCACGCUGGGCAGGGAGGGCUCUUCCUGAGGAGACGCCAAGGGAUCGAUUGCCUACGGCCUGGGGAGGGCCCGAGGCAAAGCACUGGAUCCAGGUGCCUGCACUACCAUCAUGGCCGAGCUCUUGGUUGAGUCUACGGGAUGCGGGUCGUGCACCACCCUACCAAUUUACGAAGUUACGGUUUACGGGAUCGGAAGGUCAAAAAAAGGAUGAUACGAGGCUCUUCUGGGCAGAUGUUAAUGUGUGAUAUCAUUGUACCCGGUUGGCCAACCGGCAGGAAAGGCGAAUGUUUGUGCCCGCCAGGGGCUAGGGGAAUCACACUUGCAGCCUCGCGGAAAGCAGAUGCCGCCGUCAUGCGUCGGCCCUCAAAAUUUUGUAGGAAUAAGUGAUGCGAUGCUCGCUGGUCUGCCUGGAACAUACGUGGUUCUCCCGUCCGCUGUCGUGUGGAACCUACAUCAUGUUGCGCAGGUACCCUUACGCUACCCAUGGGAUUAUUGCUUCUCACCAUUAGUGCGAAAUGUCGAUACGCGGGGCUCUCUGCGAGUCUUUUGGCGUUUGGGGGCGGGCGUAGCAGCGUGGGCGCGCGGCACGGCGUGGCGUGGCGUGGCGUGGCGUUCGGGCGUGUCAUAGGUCUAGUGGGGCCAAAAAGAAGAUGUUCUGACUUGCUAUCUAUCUCUAUAGGUCUACUAUCUUGAGUUUUGACAAGAGCUUGGGCCGAUCGACGUGAAGAAGCCGAUUGGCGAGAGAGCCAGCCCUGAAGAAGCAGGGAUACCUAGGCAUAUCAUCCCCAUGGCUCCUGGGGCGUGCGUGGGUUUAUCUACGGACACGGCGUGGCACGCGUCUGACGCGUGAUGUUUGGUUCGGGGCCCGGGAGGGCACAGAGAGCACUUGGAGGCGUGCCUGGCCGGGGAGACCUGGGCGCGUCGGCCUCUCAGCGAGCGUGACGGGACCAGCCCAGCCGGCCAAGCCAGUAUGGACGAUUUUAUAAUAGUGUGUAGAUAGAUGGGAACUCCCCUGGAGUCGUCAGGCUUCAUACCGUAAUCCGGCCGGAAGAUGCCGAGUGUCUUGUCUGUCUGGUGUCGUGAGUUGUACGGAGUACCAUGAGAGGGAUGGUCUUCACGGAGGCUGCCUGCCUGCCACGAGAUCUCAUACCUACCGAGCUGCUAGACAGAUAGUCUACACAGUGUCCUCCCCUGCCCAUGUUGGAACGUCAACAGCCCAGCCCAGCCCAACCUGACGUCUCGGCGGGGAUCCGACAGCCCCGAACAUUCGGGAUCGCCCCAGGUGGAAUGGCACGGUGGGCACGGCAACAUGACAAGGCGACGACAAGAGUGGAUCAUCCGGCUCUUGUGAGGGUGGGACCUGUCAAACGCGUGGGCUGCGGUGGGCCAGGCUGCCGGGCUGUCGGAUCGAGGACGAGGACGAGCAUCGAGGAUUUUUAUGGUCUUCUGGUCUGGGAGGACCGCAAGUUAUUUCAUUUCUUCAUUUUUUUUCCUUGUCCACCCUGGUCCGGCCAGCCCGGCCCAGUUGUUAAGCUUCAGGCCAUGGGAAAUGGGGCCGCGAGUUAGGCUCUGGUGUUUUUUGAGGAUUCCCAUGGGAUUAAUUGGGUUUUCAUCGAGGCAUUGAUUGGGGUUUGGGGCUGCCGUUGGUUCGCACAUGGCAGGCUGGCAGGCUGGGAGGCUGGCAGUGAGACGGAGUGAGGGGGGCCUGGCCUGGCCUGGCCUGGCAUGGGCUGGAUGGUCACUUUGAGGCUACAUCUGGCUCAGAUCAGCCUGGCCCACGAACCAUAGACGGGCAUCAGGGGUGGUGACACUAAGGCUGGAACUUGACGUCUGGCAUUG